UUUCGGCGCGCUUAAAAAAACAUAUUUGUCGCUCCAACAACAGCGCGUCCAUAAGUCAUCUUUUGUUGCUCUCCGCCAACAAAAUAUUAUAUAAGUUUGGUCAAGGAAAGCCUUCGUGGGCGGAGUCAAGCAAAGCUAAAGUUUAAAGCAAUUAUAUACAGUCGACAAUAGCGGGUAAUCAAAAAUUACACAUCGAGAUGGGGUGUAAUAGUUGAUUGGGUUCGUUUCGUAGGUUUCGUUUGAAAUCCAUUAACAUGGUUAAUUUUAAUCGAUGAUCACCAUCACUAAUGAUUAUUUUGAUAUGACGUAACAUUAGUAGCUGUAUCGUUAUUGGUAAGCCUAAGAAUUAGGGACAAUGUCAGAAUCUGAUUAUUUCUGCUAAGAAUCAGGAUGAUACGUGUGUUAAAUUCUGUUGUUGAGAUGUGUGGCCCUCGAUUUUCAUAUAUUAUAGAGGCUUGUAAGCUUCACACUUCUGUUGUUAUGCGAAAAGUAGAAGAUAGGAAGGGAAUGAUGGCUUCCCUCCCUGAUAAAGACGAGGGAACAAUUGGAGAGAAAUCGAUUGACAUAGAUACGCUAAUCCAAAAGAAAGAAAAAUUCUUCCCCGAUGUCAAAACUUAUCACCAAUUAUAUAAUGGGAUUCCAUUUGCUGAAUUACCUAUUUGUAAUAUACGAGUAUCACCUAACAACACUGUAAUCAGCGUUACCGAUAAUAAAGGUAUACCUAGACUAAUCCGAUCUUGCGGUAUUGAAGGUUUUAAAAACACUCGCAAAGGUACAAAUAUUGCAGCUCAAGCCACUGCAAUAACUAUUAGCGAGAAAGCAAUAGAAUUAGGUUGGAAAACCGUUCGCGUAAAAGUGCGUGGAUUGGGACCUGGUCGUAUGUCUGCAAUUAAAGGUUUGCAAAUGGGUGGUCUUAAUAUUGUUUCCAUUACUGAUGCAACACCUGUAUCAUGGAAUCCUCCCCGUGCUAGAAAGCAAAGAAGUUUGUAAAUUAAAAUGUUGUAUAUAUUUAAGUUGUAUUAAUAUUAUCCUGUACAGAGUAUAUUAAAUUUGCCAGAAGGAAACGUCAAGACUAAUUUUUUUUUUUUUUAUGGAUACGGGUGGAUGUAAAUCUUCCAAAGAUAUUUUAAGAGAAUUUACAAAACGUAACAAACAUAAUUUAACACCCAAACGCGUCUUUAUUCAGUCGAUAAUGUAUACAAACAUACAAGUAAAUGCAAGCCAAAUUUCACAUGCGACUCCCCUGGUGCAUCAAGUGGAUUACUGUGCUCUUUUAAUAUAUUCCUUUUAUUUUUUUCGUUGCUUUUUUUCUUCAAAUAAAAUAAGAGCUAAAAUAGCGGAACUCAUUGUAAACUUUAGUUGACUUCAUUCAGCAUUUCAAAUGUAUAAAACGCUUCCUAAUUUAUUCAUUUGAAAAUUUUAUCACAUUAGUAGACAGCUGAUUCGAAUAUUAGUUUGGAUAUGUUCGAAAAGACGCAAAUCCAAUCAGAUUAUGUGACACCAUUCAAAAUCAGAAUUGGUUCGCAAUUCUGACAACUACGCAAAUCUGUCUUGAAUUCCUUAACACCCCUGAUUAUAAACUAUUCAAUAUAGCAAAUGAUAUUUACGAAUAAAGACGAAAACGUUAUAGGCGGUAUAGUACUAUUGGGAUACGUGACAAUGGGACCUUUUUUCCAGUCGUAAUGGUUGCUGCAAUAAAAUUUCCUGUAAUCUCUUUGAUUAUUAAACGUGUACUAUUGCAUAUUCGAGUUGCAUUCAAAUUACUCUAAAGAGUAAUAGGUGAACCGAGGAUUAUGUGUGUAUAUUUAGUGUAUUUAGAAACACAAAUUGACAUUUUUUAAAUUUAAUUUUCAUUUCUAUCAACAAAAUUAUCGAUUGAUUUAAAAUACAUCAGAUCACCUAGCAACAACUGUUGUAUCUGGACAUACAUUUUGUCAACAUUUACAUUCGUGGCUGCGAUUUUAGCCCGAUUAUGUGAGAGCCAUUAUGUACUCAUCUUAAAUUGUGAUUGAACUUUUUCUCAACACUGGAAUUAUUGCAGUAAUUUUUUAUGUUACACGAGUUUGAGAUAUAUAUAUACAUAAAAACCUUCAAUUCUAGUAUAACAUUAUUUAACAGAAAUUAUAUACUAAAAUGUGAUAAUAAAUUUACUAAACCAACUUUAA
Messenger RNA from Bactrocera oleae (olive fruit fly), 2165 nucleotides. It is a transcript of the gene mRpS11, whose product is annotated as mitochondrial ribosomal protein S11. Gene Ontology annotation, molecular function: structural constituent of ribosome. Gene Ontology annotation, cellular component: ribosome; mitochondrial small ribosomal subunit. Gene Ontology annotation, biological process: mitochondrial translation. NCBI's taxonomy places the organism in Eukaryota, Metazoa, Arthropoda, Insecta, Diptera, Tephritidae. The record is from RefSeq and is a predicted model, not a curated record.